CUUUCGCGUUCAAAUGCGUUUCUCUCUCUAAGGACCUCUUCUCUCUCUUCCUGUCGAAGCGUCUUCGUCUUUCUGCUUCAUUGUCUUUAUUUAUCUCUGUGUCUCUCUUUCUCUCUCUAUACGUAUACAUAUUAUAUAUAUAUAUAUAUAGUUCCAAUUUGGUUGUGGAGUUCUGAGAUAGAUCUUUCCAUUUUCGGUAACUGUAUUGAAUUGGAUCUCUCUGUAUCUAUAUAUAUAAAUUUGUGUAGAUCCGAAUAAGAAUGGACAAGGCGGAAAUUGAGGGCUCCGAAGACAAUGCAGUUCCGUCAAGGAAAGGCCGAGGUCGCAAGUACAGCCCAGUUGUUGCACACGACAACGAUCGUGCUGUUCUCGAGAUGUCUUCUUUGGAUCCUGAAUCUUCCUCUGCACCAUUUCCCCCCAAUGUGAAAAUUAAAGUGGGCACACAGCCGAAAAUGUCUUCUGAUGCAAGAGAAGGGUCAUUGCCUACUCAUGGAGUCAAUGGUUCCCAGAGGGAGUCUAAACUGGAAUUGUUUGGUUUUGAUUCUCUCGUUAAUAUUUUAGGCCUUAAGAGUAUGACAGGGGAACAAAUUCCAGCACCUUCUAGUCCCAGAGAUGGUGAGGAUGUUUCUAUCACUCUUGAGCGUCCGAAGAAUACUGGUGUCAAACUGGGGACAAUGAUGGGAGUGUUUGUGCCAUGUUUGCAGAACAUUUUGGGGAUCAUCUACUAUAUCCGAUUUACUUGGAUUGUCGGAAUGGCUGGCAUAGGCGGGUCACUAAUGUUAAUCUCCUUCUGUGGUUUGUGUACUUUCUUGACUACAAUAUCAUUGAGCGCUAUUGCAACUAAUGGCGCAAUGAAGGGUGGGGGACCUUAUUAUCUUAUUGGUCGUGCCCUGGGACCGGAGGUUGGAGUCAGCAUUGGACUAUGUUUUUUCCUUGGGAAUGCAGUUGCUGGAUCUCUUUAUGUCUUGGGAGCUGUGGAGACCUUUUUAAAAGCUGUGCCGGUUGCAGGGAUUUUCAGAGAGACUGUCACAAAGGUCAAUGGCACGAAAGUGGCAGAGCCCAUUUCAACCCCGAAUUUACAUGAUCUGCAGAUUUAUGGGAUCGUUGUGACCAUCAUUCUUUGUUUUAUUGUGUUUGGUGGUGUGAAAAUGAUCAAUCGAGUAGCACCUGCCUUUCUUAUACCUGUUCUAUUCUCGGUGUUUUGCAUAUUUAUUGGGAUAGCUUUGGCAAGGAAGGAUCAUCCAGCAACUGGAAUCACGGGCUUGAGUCUGGAAACCUUCAAAGAUAACUGGAGUUCAGAUUAUCAAAUGACUAAUAAUGCUGGAAUACCUGAUCCCAAGGGAAAAAUUUACUGGGAUUUUAAUGCAUUGGUCGGUCUCUUUUUCCCUGCGGUAACUGGAAUUAUGGCUGGUUCAAAUCGAUCUGCAUCACUAAAAGACACUCAGCGUUCUAUUCCUGUUGGAACACUGGCUGCUACUCUCGCGACUUCUUUACUGUAUCUAAUUUCUGCAGUACUAUUUGGAGCUCUUGCAACCAGACAGAAACUUUUGACAGACAGGCUUCUUACAGCCACGAUUGCUUGGCCUUUUCCAGCAAUCAUUUACGUUGGAAUCAUCCUUUCAACCUUAGGAGCAGCUCUCCAGAGCCUGACAGGUGCCCCACGACUGCUUGCAGCAAUAGCCAAUGAUGACAUCCUACCUGUUCUUAACUACUUCAAGGUUGCAGAUGGGUGUGAGCCUAACAUUGCUACCCUCUUUACUGCCUUCAUCUGUAUUGGUUGUGUCAUAAUUGGGAAUCUGGAUCUUAUAACACCAACCAUAACUAUGUUUUUCCUUCUGUGUUACUCGGGUGUGAACUUGUCUUGCUUCCUUCUGGAUCUUUUAGAUGCUCCCAGUUGGCGUCCUCGGUGGAAAUUUCACCACUGGAGCCUCUCCCUUCUCGGGGCCUCACUUUGUAUCGUGAUCAUGUUCUUGAUUUCCUGGUCGUUCACUGUGGUGUCUCUUGCCCUGGCAAGCCUCAUAUAUUAUUACGUGAGCAUUAAGGGUAAAGCUGGGGAUUGGGGUGAUGGUUUCAAGAGUGCAUAUUUUCAACUAGCUCUCCGCAGUCUUCGAUCUUUAGGAGCAAACCAAGUUCACCCAAAGAAUUGGUACCCUAUCCCCCUCGUAUUUUGCCGACCAUGGGGCAAACUGCCAGAGAAUGUACCUUGCCAUCCCAAACUCGCUGACUUUGCCAACUGCAUGAAGAAAAAAGGCCGAGGAAUGUCUAUCUUUGUCUCUAUUCUAGAUGGAGAAUAUCACGAGUGCGCUGAAGAUGCCAAGGCUGCCUGUAAGCAGCUAAGUGCCUACAUUGACUACAAGCGCUGUGAAGGUGUAGCAGAGAUAGUUGUCGCCCCCAGCAUGUCAGCUGGUUUCCAAGGCAUUGUCCAAACUAUGGGCCUUGGUAAUCUCAAGCCCAACAUUGUGGUGAUGAGGUACCCUGAAAUCUGGCGUCGCGAAAACCUGACUGAAAUCCCAAUUACAUUUGUUGGAAUAAUUAAUGACUGCAUUGUUGCGAAUAAGGCUGUUGUUAUUGUCAAGGGCCUUGACGAAUGGCCUAAUGAGUAUCAGAGGCAGUUUGGUACAAUCGAUUUGUACUGGAUUGUGAGAGAUGGCGGUCUCAUGCUUCUCCUCUCUCAGCUCCUCCUAACCAAAGAGAGCUUCGAGAGCUGUAAGAUUCAGGUCUUCUGCAUUGCAGAGGAGGAUUCUAAUGCAGAGGAGCUUAAGGCUGACGUGAAGAAGUUCCUAUACGAUCUUCGGAUGCAAGCAGAAGUGAUUGUUGUAACAAUGAAAUCAUGGGACGUCCAAGUGGAGGAUGGACCCCAGAAAGAUGAAUCAGCAGCGGCAUUCACUGGUGCUCAGCGGCGAAUUGGUAGUUACUUGGCAGAAAUGAAAGAGAAUGCUCAGACGGAAGGGACGCCAUUGAUGGCCGAUGGGAAACCUGUGGCUGUCAAUGAGCAGCAGGUGGAGAAGUUCCUUUACACGACGCUGAAGCUGAAUUCAAUGAUACUCAGCCACUCUAGAAUGGCUGCAGUAGUGCUUGUGAGUUUACCACCACCACCUCUCAACCACCCAGCAUACUUCUACAUGGAAUACAUGGAUCUACUGGUUGAAAAUGUGCCUAGGCUUUUAAUGGUACGGGGAUAUCGCAGAGAUGUUGUCACUUUGUUCACGUAGUAGCUGCUCGUAGAUUGGAUCCUCAGAUGGUAAUUGAUGAAAUUCUCAUUUUUCAUGUUCAUAUGUUUCUUUACCCCACUCUUUGUUCAAAAAUGCCUGUAGAUUAUAUAUUUGAUUCAUUCUUUUACCACCAUUGUUACAGAAAUUUUUUUGUUCAUUACAUGCUAGAUUUAAUAUAUAUAUAUUUUUUAUAGUUGUCAUUAAAAACUUGAAAGAUAUGAAGAUGAGCGCUGUUCAGUUUA
Cornus florida is the source of this 3454-nucleotide messenger RNA. RefSeq names its product cation-chloride cotransporter 1. Gene Ontology annotation, biological process: monoatomic ion transport; transmembrane transport. Gene Ontology annotation, cellular component: membrane. The coding region runs from base 261 to 3212 and encodes 983 amino acids. The record is from RefSeq and is a predicted model, not a curated record. The transcript has 13 exons. Gene Ontology annotation, molecular function: chloride:monoatomic cation symporter activity. Lineage: Eukaryota; Viridiplantae; Streptophyta; Magnoliopsida; Cornales; Cornaceae.